Batrachochytrium dendrobatidis JAM81 is the source of this 2199-nucleotide messenger RNA. RefSeq lists its product as uncharacterized. Bases 1 to 2199 code for a protein of 732 amino acids. Lineage: Eukaryota; Fungi; Chytridiomycota; Chytridiomycetes; Rhizophydiales. The record is from RefSeq and is a predicted model, not a curated record. The transcript has 2 exons.
AUGAAUGGUAGACGAUUAUCUGUUUAUACAAACAUGUCCAGCAUACAAGAUCUGGAUCCGGCUGCUGUUUCAAGAAUGUGGGCUCUUGAAGACCAACUGGUUACUACCCAAGACUUUUUGGCUGAGCAACUAGAGGCUCGUAAGCAGCUUGAGCGAGAACUCGCCAACUCGAAAUUGGAGAUUGAUCGUAUGCGCACAAAACUAACACUGCAGACCAAAGACCAUCAACUUUCUGCAUUAAAUGUAGACUUGUUUAAACCAAAUUCAUCUGGUGCUGAUAUUGACGAUGUCACUCGGAUAUCAGAAGUUGGUUUACCUGGGCGCUAUCCACUUUCUCCAAUCCUUGAUGCUGAAGUAAAUACUAAUUUACCGCAACAGAGCAUUGAUGCUAGCCGCCAGGCUGUUCCAAACAAAAGUUCAUUCUUUUCUUCGUUUAGACUCGCACAAACAUCUCGUCGAAAAUCUUGGCAGCCUGUUCCAUUUACCCAACGCCAUGUUCUCGCCCGUCAUCCAUCAUUUCAAAACCUAGAUUGUCUAGCACAGGACAAUGACAGCGAGAUCACAUAUGAUGAUAUUUCAGAUGAACUCACUGUUGCUCGUCAAAUGAAUUUCAAAUAUCAAAAGGAUUUGAUUUCUCUUCACGACGCACUGGACAUUUCACUCCAGUUUGUAUUAAACAAUGCCGAAAAAGUCAUAUGGCAGUCACAAACUGAGCUACUUGCAAUCCAACAGGCCGUUCCAGAAAUCGGUAGUUCUUACUCCAUUAAUCCACGCCCACCGCUCAAAUGGCAAGACUUUUGGCCUAUGGAAUAUGUUGAGCGCAGUUGGGACCAAGAUUCCGAGUAUGACUCUGAUGUUGAUAUGCCUCCACAAGACCGCGAUGUCAAGGGGGAUCAUUUUGCAUGGUGGCGAUUUCAAUUGGACAAUGGUGCAUUUCAGGGUAUGCGAUCUGUUCGACGCAAGAUAUCGCAUGGGUGGGAGCUUGCACAAGUAGAUGCCAAGUUGGCAGAUGCCGCUCAAGAGGAAAAAAUUAGGCUGAAAAUGCAACGUCACCAUGAUAUGCAUUUCAAAUACUACCAUUCACGUCCAAACGUUGGGCAUGACCCUACUUAUGAUACCGAGUACCAUGAUCAGAUUGAUUUGUUUGAUAUUGAGGAUAUUGACAGUGACGAUGAUGUUUACUCGCCUUCUCGUCCCAUUGUAAGCUAUCUUGCUGGAGACGGCAAUGCAUCACAUACUCUUUCAUCUCACCAGCCCUUUGCCAUUGAUACAGAGUCAAAUCGACUCAAGGAUACAAAUUUCAAGGAUAAUGACAGUCAAAAAUCAGAUGUUGAUAUUGGACCACUCUCGCAAAAAUCCUUUGAAUUGAAUAAUCCAGCUGGAAAUCUAUACAAGAACCAAAAUACCUCAUCUCCGCAGGGCACAAUUUCAAAACAAAAUCAACCAAAAACUAUGACUGGAAUGGCCAGCUCUCUAUUUUCCCAAACUGCGUCUUGGCUCAAGGCUUCAAGCCUGGCUGUGGAUACCAAGUUUGUCCAGCGCGAAUCUCUGUUUGCUGACUCGUCUGACACACCUAAACUUGGAUGGUUUGAAAAUGAGGAUAGAGAUCAGCCCCCUCGAUCUGAAAAUUUAAAGCAGCUUCGUCAAAGAGAUAGCAUGCUUGGACUGAGAUGGAAUGAUAUCAAUGAACUACAGUCCACACCCAUCAUUCAACGGCCACUACAAUCUAAAAAUACUGAUGUUACGGGUAGUUCCGUACCCAUGCAAAUCUUGGAUGUAUCAAACAAAGAUCAAAAUAGAAACACCAGUGAAAUUCAAGAUUUGGGAAAGCCAACUGAUCCGUUAUCUCGCCAAAGCUGGCUCAAAUCCUUUCAAUCUGCAAUUGCUACUACCAAAAACAGCAUUGCUAAUGCAGCCUCAUUGCCUAUUUACGCUUCCUCUACUGCGAUGCCACUUGUACCAACUUAUGCAGUGGGUGAAACUACUACAGAUAGCCUUGAAUGUGUCUCGGGAGCGAAAGAUGACAGCAUGAGUAAAAGUCGAUCCACAUCACAAAUGACUCCAACCUCUACUCCAGUAUUUGAAAAAAGCAUACUAAACUCAGGACUUGAUCAUGAACCAUAUCUGCCAAAUACACCGAGUUCUGGUAUAGUAUUCAAACGGGAAAUUAUUCCUGAAGAAUCAGAAUUCAUAGAGUAA